This is a messenger RNA of Theobroma umbraticum, 2877 nucleotides long. RefSeq names its product Rab escort protein (gene REP). Gene Ontology annotation, biological process: vesicle-mediated transport; intracellular protein transport; protein geranylgeranylation. Gene Ontology annotation, cellular component: cytosol; nucleus; Rab-protein geranylgeranyltransferase complex. Gene Ontology annotation, molecular function: GDP-dissociation inhibitor activity. NCBI's taxonomy places the organism in Eukaryota, Viridiplantae, Streptophyta, Magnoliopsida, Malvales, Malvaceae. The record is from RefSeq and is a predicted model, not a curated record.
AUGCUUAUAGGCCUAUUCACUAGGGAUGGGCCUUCGCCACUUUGCAAGCUUUGCUUCCCUCCACUAACCAACCAUGAACGACCUCCACCCUACCCUCCCAUAGAUCCAACUACCUUCGACCUGAUCGUUAUAGACGGCCUACCUGAAUCCAUCGCAGCCGCCGCCGCCUCCACUGCCUCAAAAUCCGUCCUCCACCUCGAUCCUAAUCCUUUCUACGGCUCCCACUUCUCCUCAAUCCCUCUUACCAGUCUAUCUUCCUUCCUCUCCUUCCACUCAACGUCACGCUCACCCUCGCCCUCAUCCAACGGCCAUCACGAUUCCACCGUCUUGGAUUUCGCCACUCGUCCUCUCUACUCCUCCCUCGACAUCUCCAAUUUUUCCCCUCAACUCCUCGAUCAACACUCGAGAAAGUUCAAUAUCGAUGUGGCUGGACCAAGGGUUCUCUUUUGCGCCGACAAAUCCAUCGAUCUGAUGCUAAAAUCCGGAGCCAGCCAGUACAUGGAGUUCAAGAGUAUUGACGCCAGUUUCGUAGGGGACGACAAGGGGAACCUCUGUGUGCCGGACUCGAGAGCCGCCAUAUUUAAAGACAUGAGCUUGGGACUCAUGGAGAAGAAUCAGUUGAUGAGGUUCUUCAAGCUGGUGCAGGGACAUUUGGCUGGCGAAGAGGGCCUCAAGAUUUCGGAGGAGGAUUUGGAGAGUCCGUUUGUUGACUUCUUGAAUAAAAUGGGAUUGCCGCCCAAGAUUAAAUCGUUUAUACUGUAUGCAAUAGCAAUGGCGGAUUAUGAUCAAGAAGAUGUCGGAGUUUGUCAAGAUUUGCUCAAGACAAAAGAUGGAAUCGAUCAACUGGCUCUAUAUAAUGCUUCCGUUGGCAGGUUUUCAAAUGCACUCGGGGCUUUGAUAUAUCCUGUCUAUGGGCAAGGGGAACUAUCCCAAGCCUUUUGCCGUCGUGCUGCUGUCAAAGGUUGCCUUUAUGUAUUGCGUAUGCCAGUUACUUCAUUGCUGGUGGACAAGGAUAGUGGGUGUUAUAAGGGUGUUAGAUUAGCUUCAGGUCAAGAUAUAUUCAGCAAGAAACUAAUCCUUGAUCCAUCCUUUACGGUACCUUUGCCAUUGGGCUCACCCUCACCACAUCCACUGCAAGAAAAGCUUCCUCUUUUCAGUCUUAGGGAUGAUAGAGGGAAGGUAGCAAGGGGAAUAUGCAUCACAAAGACUUCUUUGAAGCCAGACGUAUCAAACUUUUUGGUUGUAUAUCCUCCAAGAUCAUUGUUUCCCGAGCAGGUUACAUCAAUCAGACUCCUGCAGAUAGGUAGCAAUGUAGCUGUUUGUCCACCAGACAUGUUUGUGAUAUAUAUCUCGGCAUUAUGUUCUGAUGAUGAUGAAGGAAAGAAGUUACUUCAUGCAGUCAUGAAUACUCUUGUUACCCUUCCUGUUUCUACAAAUUCUGAGAGCAAUGCUGCAGUUCAAAGUAAGACUGCAGAAAGUGGUGGUGCAGCUCAAAAUGAGACUGCAGAAAGUAGUUUCACCGUUCAAAAUGACCUUGGAGAAGGAAAACCUACUUUACUUUGGAGUGCAUUGUAUAUUCAGAAGCUUACUUUGGGUCAAGUUGAUUUUAUCUGUUCAGGUCCCAUGCCAGAUGGAAAAUUGAACUACAAUGAUCUUUUAGAUGCAACUGUUAAGUUAUUUCAGGAGAUUUACCCUGACGAAGAAUUCUUUCCGGAGACAUCCACCUCAGAAAUUCCAGAGGAUGAUGUCCAAUUCCUAACUUGCCGUGCCACUUUGCAGACAUGCGGCCAAGGUCCCAGGGUAGUUGGUGAGCAAAGUUGGUUUGGUGCCUUCUUACUGACAUUGAUGAUCUCUUCUUCUUCUUCAUGGAGUUGUCUCAAGACCCCUUCUCUGACAACUCUCCUGGUCUUUGAAAAUACUAACAACAAAGAGUUGAUCAGAAGCUUGCAUGUAUACCGAUUGGAGAAUGGGGAGGAAAAUGAGGUUGAGAGAGAAUUUGUGUUCAGAAAAGAUGGUCCCUAUGUGGAAAUGGCAACAUCCCCACUUCUUCGAUUGCAGGGGCUUCGACUUCUGGAGCAUUUUGAAGGCAGAGUUAUCGGUUUGUGGCUUUGCGUUUUUGCAUUUCAUGCCCAUCGUCUACCUCGCUUCUUCUUCAUUCCUUCUGUACUCUCCAUUUCCAGAAAUCCCAAGCUGAAGUCUAUCCCAACACUGGCCAAUGAUCUUCAAGUGAUUUUCCAGAGGGGCUGUGGCACACAAGAUAGAGGACCAUCCAGGAAGUCAUCUAAGGAAUCGUGCACAAGGGAUGCAGAUAAUUACUGCCAGUCAAAAAGAAGUCUGCUUGUACUUGAUCAAGAUCUUAACUGCCUCCCUAAUUCAAUUGCUACAUCUGAAUUACUGAAAUCUCAACAUACUGAACAAGGUGUUGCAGUGAAAAAGAAAAAGAGAGCAGACUCUAAGGACAUAGCCAGAAUUGCUCUUGAAGAUCUUGCAAAAUACUUUGAUCUUCCAAUAGUGGAAGCUUCUAGAAAUUUGAAUGUUGGACUCACUGUUCUGAAAAGAAAGUGCAGAGAAUUUGGUAUUCCUCGCUGGCCUCACAGGAAGAUCAAAUCCCUUGAUGGUCUAAUUCGUGAUCUCCAGGAAGAGGCAGAGCAGCGGCAGCAAGAGGAUGAGGCUGCAGCCUUUGCUGUAGCAAAGAGGCGAAUGAUGUUAGAGACUGAGAAGGAAAGUAUAGAAAGAGAACCUUUUAUUGAAUUAAAGAGUGAGACGAAGCGGUUCAGGCAGGAUAUUUUCAAGCGAAGACACAAAGCUAGAGCUCUUAAAAACCAGUGCCUAUGAGUUUUGCACAAUCCAGUGACGGAAUUAGACGGUAAUACAUAG